AUUUUCUUUUUUAAUAAUGAGUCAAAAAAACAAUACAUAUACUCUUAGAGGAUCCCUAAUUUCAUAUACUCUCCUUCCUUGACUGUCUUCUUAACUGUUUAUCGAUUCCUCUUCUCCUUAGUCGGAUUCAAUUCAGGUGAGAAUCAAUCCUCUCCGUUUGCAUUUUCAAUUGUGAUUGUCAAUUAUUCUCUUCUUUAAUUAAAUUUCCCCCAAUUAGUUUAGGGUUUAAGUUUGCUAGUAAUUAGCGAAGGAGUUACUGUUGUUAUUGACGACAAGGGGAAUUGAGCAUAUUCAACAGUGACACCGACUUGUUCGACACCGUUCUCCCCGCUUCCCGCCUUUUGCCCUUUCUGUUUAUCAUGGCUAUCGAUUUAGAUGAAUGUGUGAACAAAUAUUUUCAUGUUUCUAGAAAAGAGAUGGAGGAUUUUAUAAGAAGAUGUGGUAGUGAAGAUUGGGUUGAAUCCUUAAUUAAGGAUAAGCAUGACGAUAGAGAGACUGAGAAACAACAUGGUAGACCAUCUCUCCGACCACAACCUCUUGCACAAAUCAUGUCCCUAACCGUCAAACCUAAUCAGGAGGAGGAUAAUAAACAAUUGGCACUACACGGUACAAUAUAUGCUCAUUAUAUUGGUGUAUAUAAAACACCAAUUACCCAUCAAAUUUACAAACGAGAUGUUGAUGAUGUCCCUGACAUUUUAGGAAUCGACGGUAGUUUGACUCUCAAUGGUCCGGAUUAUUUGUGUCACCCUGAUCAUGCUUAUUUGCAUUUGAUUCAAAGUAGUAGAGUAGACGUGAAUUUAUAUGAUCAGACCAACAACAUAUUUGCAGGAAUAUCUUUCUAUUUGGAUAAUGAUAUCGAUAAUAGUUAUUACGAGCAAGUUAAAUCUAUGGUAAUUCCUUGCCAACAAGGGUCCCUUACUCUUCACUACAUUGCGAUUCCAUUUGGUAUUCAUUCUCGAUUACAAGUUACAAUUCCUAUGACAAAAGAACAGUUUGAAAAACAUGAAAUUUACAAUGUCAAUGGGAAAAUUGUUGCUCGCUAUACUGACACGUAUGGAAACUAUUCAGCUCAAGAGUGUGUCCUUUUCAAGAAGCAAGAUGAUGAGUUUGAGCGAGUUGAAUCUGGUCAUGUAAAACUUUCCCGAUGUUGGGUGUCGUUACCUGCAUAUUCAUCCCUUAUCAUUGAAGUGGAUUUAUCAGAGUUUGGAUCAAGGCGAAAGAUUGGAAAGUGUACUAAAAAGUUGUUACCUCGACAAGGGUUGAUGUCUGUAGGAUCGUUAUUGUCAGGUGAUAUGGAUAUAUGGGUUGGUGCAGCAUGGUUCUCACCGGAUCCUUUUGGACGAAUUGAUUAUAGGUGUUCAACCAGUUUGCCACAAAUCCCGGCAGAAAAUCUGAAACAAAAUAUUGAAGAGAUGGAUACCGAUGGAGAGGACAAGUCUUCUGCCGAUGAUGAUGGUGAGUCUACUGACGAUGAUGAUACUGAUGGAGAUGACGAGUCUUCUAUGCAUGCUUUUUCCAAAGAAAAAAAGUGUUCUGUUUCUUUUGAUGAUGGCGAGUCUCUUGUUGCUGACGAGUCUGGUGAUGUGUUGUCAUCCAGCCUUAACCGCGGCUCGUGGUGUCUUCGCUCUCAUAAAAAUAUACCACGGUCAUCUUUUGCUGUGGAGAUAUUCUCGGUCUUUAUUGGUCGAGAAAAGUCAAAACCAGUGCAGAUUUACGGUUCAAUUGAAGUUUUGCGUGAGGAUAGAGAACUUUGUUAUAUCUUUAAAAGAGAUGAAAAUGAGGCAUUGAUGUUAUCUGAGGAUUUAAAAUUCAUACCUAUACCAGAUGGAUCUCGGGCUUUUUCCGAUUGUAGUUCACUGAAAAUGAAGUUUGACAUCAAAGAUAUUGAGGGUUGUUUAGCUAUAAAAGGUUACGUGGACUGGGCGGCUUCGACUCUUGAUUCUCCUUUUUGGUACAAGAAGCAGUUGUGUAAUUUAAUUCAGGGUCAAAAAGGAGGAUUUGCGUCGGUACAUUAUUCAAUUUUCGAAUACGCAGUUUGUGUUACAAUUAAGGUGUUACUAAAGUUCAAAACAGGGAGUUCCGAUGUUAAUCCUAAGGUUUGGGGUAGCCUUGUAACUCAAUAUAGUCGUCAUGAUUAUUCAUCGCGCUAUAAGAAAGACAACUACCGGUGUGUGUUGUUCAAUAGGACUCAAGAUGAUCUAGUUCAAAUAAGUAAUGAUUCGACAAUUCCACUUUCAAGGUCUACGAUUGUCGUGCCAUCAUAUUCCUCUCUUAUUGUCGAUAUAGACCUUUCUGGCUUCUCCGAGCAAAAGUUGUCAUGUGUUAAAAUGAUUAAGAUUGGUGAAGGUUUCAAGACUGUAGAGACAAAUGAUUAUCUCUUUCAUAUCGAGUUAGAUUGGUGUAAGGUUAAGUAAUAUUUAUUGUAUAGGUGUUUCUGACCUUUAAAUAGACUUACAAGUGAGAUU
Messenger RNA from Trifolium pratense (red clover), 2465 nucleotides. RefSeq lists its product as uncharacterized. The record is from RefSeq and is a predicted model, not a curated record. Lineage: Eukaryota; Viridiplantae; Streptophyta; Magnoliopsida; Fabales; Fabaceae. The transcript is spliced from 6 exons. The coding region runs from base 360 to 2414 and encodes 684 amino acids.